AUGUUUGAUUUUUAAUUCAUCUCCAUUAUUAUUAUUUUAGGGUUUAGUUUUGCAGCUUGGACUGCCGAUCUUCUUAAAAUUGGAUAUGGCAAACAUCUUUCUCAUUAUAUGAAGUUGACUUUACCAUCAAAAUUAGGAUGGAUACUUUAUGAAUGUCCUAAUUUAAUAUGGUUUAUUUAUUUUCUUUCAGACAUUAAGUUUGAUUUAAAUAGUUUACCAAUUAUAUUGUUUGUUACUCAUUACUUCAACAGAGUAAUCAUCUAUCCUUUAAGGUAAUCAAUAAUUUAAUUAUCAAUUAAGAUUAUCUCCAUUUGCUAGACCCAUUCCUAUUGAAGUUGUUACUAGUGCUAUCUUAUUCACUACUUGUAAUGGAUAUUUAUAAAUAUCAACUCAUUUAAAUCAAGAUCAUUAAUUCCAAAUUUUUGAUUAUUUAAGAAUUCUUUUAGGUCUCCUUGUAUUUCUUUAUGGAAUGACCUCUAAUAUCAAAUGUGAUAAUAUAUUGAGAAAUUUAAAGAAAAUAAAUUCUAAUGAAUACAAAAUUCCAUUUGGCAAUUUAUUUGAAUUAGUAUCAUCUGGUCACUAUUUAGGGGAAAUAAUUGAAUGGUAUAAAUAAAAAAAUAAACAAAAAGGUUUGGAUAUUUUUUGGUUAGUGGAUAAUGGAGUGGAUUCUUAUUUUUCUUUUCAACUUUAUCAAUUCUUUCAGCUAGAGCAAUUUCAACCCAUAAAUGGUAUAAAAAUAAAUUCCACAACUACCCUAAAUAACGAAAAGCCAUAAUUCCUUAUAUUUUGUGA
This is a messenger RNA of Paramecium sonneborni, 792 nucleotides long. The record is from the annotation of a GenBank genome assembly. Lineage: Eukaryota; Ciliophora; Oligohymenophorea; Peniculida; Parameciidae.